Messenger RNA from Rhizopus microsporus ATCC 52813, 1920 nucleotides. RefSeq lists its product as uncharacterized. NCBI's taxonomy places the organism in Eukaryota, Fungi, Mucoromycota, Mucoromycetes, Mucorales, Rhizopodaceae. Bases 202 to 1821 code for a protein of 539 amino acids. The record is from RefSeq and is a predicted model, not a curated record. The transcript has 3 exons.
GUGCAUAUUCGUCAAGACUCUGUGACAAUCGUAUCUGAUGAUGAAAGAGUUCGUUCCCUGUUGAAGAAUAUCUUUCUUAAUUGACAACAUCCCCUCUUUUCUUUAUUGCUCCUUAAAUAUCUCAUAUAUACAAGUCUAUUCCUUGUUUUUUAUUAUUCUUUUCUUUUCUCUAAAAAAUAUAAGCAAAACAAAAAAAAAAAAAUGAACCAAACCAAAAAGUUGUCUAUUCUCAAUAAAUCAAACGCGACAAGUACAAAAUUAUUCUACAACAAUAGCGCCAUACCAAAGCCAAUUCAUAACACACACACAUCUUCCAGACGGCCCUCACAGAUAGCAAGGCCCAUGAAAUCUAAGAGUCCGACCAAAAAGAAAAGUCCCAUGACACAUCAACGAUCAACAAGUGCACCGACACCCAAACCAACGCUUCAUGAAGAAGAUAUGCCUUGGAAAGAAUACGACAUGACCGAACGAAAACUAUCCUUACCUACGCUGAUCCAACCCAAUGAUGACGAUGCAGUCAGUAGCUUUCUCGAAGCAGAAACACUACAAAAGAAACUAGAUAAGCAACCGCUCUUGCUCGAUUCACUCUAUACCAACAUCCGUGUCCAGAUGGGCAGUCAACGAGCUGCCUUGGCCUGUAUCAAACUCGAGUGCCUGACCGACUCGGUCGGGGCACACAAGAGUCUAGGCCAGAUCCAAAAAGAUUACCUGCAGCUAGAGCACUCGAUUGACGAGCUCUAUUUCGCCAGUCGGUCAACGCAUGACCUAUCUUCCAGUUACCUCAAGCACAUGAGACUCACGGAUCGAGCGUGCGCAAGGCAUAUUGAUUAUCUACUUCACCUCUUGUCCAGACUCGAGCAACAGAUGCAUGUGGACCCAUCUGAUGUUCUAUCUGUGUCGUCAUCGACAUCGUCUAGCUCGUCCAAGGUGUUUAGCAACAAGACGAGCAUCACAACCCUAUCCGAAAGCGACGAGACCUGGACGGUAGCUUAUCUUGAACAGAGAAUCGAUUACUUGGUCGAUAAACUCUUAAAAAGGGGCCAACGAGAAUUGAACAGAGUACUGCACGACGAACAGCCAAGAUUAGAACUCGAACGGUCCAUCAAACAAAGAGACGAGCUGCUGAACGAUCAGAAGGAGGUGAUUGCAGACUUGCAGCAUGAACUAGACAGACAAAGAGUCGACAGAAAGAGACAAGCCUACCUUGAAGCAGAACUAGACAGACGCUCUGAAGAAAACAAACAGUUGCAGACCAAGGUCGAGAUGUUGUCGACAAGUGGUGACAUGAUUGACGAUAUGAUUGGACAGCUAGAGAUAGUCAAACAAAAGGAGUAUCAGAUACGAGAGUUGCGCACAGAGAUCGAAAGGAUGAAGCAUAUCUACACGACCAGAGAAUCAGGCUUUAUUCUUCAGGCAGCGAGUAUUGAAGCCGAGUUGGAAAAGGUGUUGAAGGAGUAUGAUAAACUGACGAGGAACAUUUCGGAUUUCAACUGUGAACGACGAUUGCUCGAGGACGAGAUUGAUGACCUGAAGCAGCAAAAGUAUGCACUCGAACAACAGCUGCUCGAUCAAAAGGUCCAACGACUGUCUGACGGUGGGGGACAGACGAACGUGUUGAGAAGAGAGUUUAGACAACUGAUGCAAUAUGUUAAGCAAAAGCAUGCUUAUGAAUUAAGUCAAGAGACCGAAUCGAAAAGAAAAGUGGAACAAAAACUGAGGCAGGUCAAGGCAGAGACUGAAAAGAAGCGGUGGGAUAAAGUGCAUGUGGGUGUUCAGACUCACCUUGACGUCGGAUUGGUAGGAGUCAUCGUGGGAAAGUAAAGAUCAGAUGAUGAAAAGUGAUUGGAUAAAGAUUAAAAUUUAUCUUUUUAUCUAUAACUUAGAUAGUUACACUAGAACCAAAAUGAGAAAUAAAAUUUU